This is a messenger RNA of Linum trigynum, 9037 nucleotides long. Lineage: Eukaryota; Viridiplantae; Streptophyta; Magnoliopsida; Malpighiales; Linaceae. The record is from the annotation of a GenBank genome assembly.
UUGCGACCUUUGGAUGUCAUUAUUUGUUGCCGAGGACAAGAGCUCUGCUGCUUCCAAGUCGCAAUAGUCGGGGAAGAAAUCGGAUUGAAUGAGCAUCAAGAUUUCCCCCUUUCCCCAUGAGAUUUUUGUUCUCCGCAACCUUCCAUCACCGGGCUGAACUGAACGAAAUCCUCCAUUCCAAACGAGCCGCCGCCGGCGAGUGUUGUUACCUCUCCAUCAUCCAACGGCGAUUCGUGUUCUUCCAAACCCCUCCAGCUCUCUCCCAAACCUGUUGAAGCUUUCUGUUGCAAUAGCUGCUGUCGCGUCUCUUCCCAGUAGGCGCGACCUCGUCUUUGUUCCAAGCAGUUCCGACAACGAUCCCAGCGUAGGCGACUUCCAAUUUUAUUUGAGUGGUGGUUAUCAUUGCGAAGAGGACGAUCCCAGGAGCGUCACGGUCUUGACGGAAUUGAGUUUCGACAUCGGACGAGGGAGAUACGAGCCUCGAAAGUUUGGGACGCAAAUCAGAGAGUUCAGGUAUCAGUAUUGGCAAUUCAAGAAGUUAGAGGAUUAAAUGUGUAAUUUUUCCAGAGAAGUCGUGGUCAACUAUGUUGACUCGAAAAUUACAGUUCUGGUACCUAGUACUUUUAAACUGAUAGAAUGUUUAUUUUGGUCAUAACUCGAUCAAUUGACGUCCGAUCGAGGAAUCGUCAGCGCCUAUGGAAUCGUGAUAACGAGGAGAAUUUAAUUGGAACAAGUAUGGAAAUUUUAGAGCAGUUUCAGAGUUGGUUUCGACGGAUAUAAGGUGAGUGUAAGUGGGGUAAAUUCUAAGCUUUACGUGUCCUUUCAAGUAUUACGAGCUUUAAGUAUUUUUGAUGAAGUGAUUGUCGUUGUUUGAUUGUGCUUAUGGGUGAUGAUAUCUGAUUUUGUUUGAGCUAUGUUGAAGUGAAUUUGCAUGAAUUAUUAUUUACUUAAAUCUUUGCGUUUAUAAGUUAUAGUUAAAGUUUUAGAAACAAGUUCUUUUUUAAGAAGUAAAUCACCUUCAAGAAGGUGAAGUCGUUUUAAGUGUUUUUAGUCACUAGCGCCAGUCCGUUGCCUUUUGAGACAUCUUGAGAUAGAGCAGCAGUUAUGCUCUUGAGACUUUUAAGAUGAGCAGCAGUUGUGCGCUUGAGAAUCGUGGUGAAGAGCCACCACGAUAAGUUUAAGAUGUUAUGGGGAUGAAUCGUUAUGACUUCCCUAACUAAGUUUAAGUUUAAGGAAAGCCUGGAUGGCUUCUCAUACGUAUGAGUUGGCAACCGGACUAGCUAGUGAGGGAUCCCCGUGUCAGUCAAGUAUUUAAGUCAAGAUUUGAGCUUUAAGAGAGGAGAGUAACUUCAACUCCCUCAAAGUUUAAGAGUUAAGAUUUUAAGUUUGGAAGUACAAACAACUUCCACUAGUCAAAGUUAAGUGUUUAAGUAAAGUACUCAAGUAUUAGAAGUAUUAAAACGUAAGGGCGUAGACUGACCCCAUCUCACUCACCAGUUUGAGGAGCUAGAGGAGCAGUUAGUGAGCAGCGAGUUCGAUGGCAGUUUGAGAUUUUUAAAGUUUGAGCUUAAUUUGCCCACGUAUUAGGGGCUUUGCAUUGAACUACAAGUGUGUUUUCAGUAUUUUAUUUAUGAAAAUUUUUCCUACUGCAAUUUAAGUUUUGAGUAUUUUAUUUAUCAAGGGAAUUUUAGUAAAAGUAGUACCCGGCCGAGUUAGGGUGUUUCAUUUUGGUAUUAGAGCCGGUCUUCCUCUGUUCCUUGGUCUCCAAGGCUUACUGGAAUAUCGUUCUCAGUUUUAAAGGCUUUUGUUUUAAAGGAUAGGAAAACGAGUCAGGGGUCUUCUUUUAAGAGUUUAUAGAAUCUCCAGUCUACUCUAACCAUAUUAAGGUGAAUAACUAUGAUGAUAGGGCACAAAGGGAUGGUAGGCCAGGGUGCGAUUGUUUAAGAAUAGGCUAGGACACGAUUUAGUUAACAUGUCAUGGUUUGUCAGAUGAGAGAUUUAGGCAUAUGGUGAUCGCCAGUAAGAAAGAAAGGAUGAAAGAAACGUGACCAACCCAAGUAGAAUCUCAAAGGCUCUCAAGACCAGGUAUCUCAUCGACAUGAUUGAUAGUAGUUUUUCAUUUAAUUAACCAACUGCUCUUACGUUAGCAAACAGAUCAUCAUCAUCAACCUAGAGAAGGAAGGAGGAACGUUGCAAAGGUCCGUGGAGGUAGAAUCAAAUGUGUGAGGACUUCAACUCCAAACACCAGCAAAGAGGUGCCCAUUGAAAGGGAAUACCUCAAGGAUUUCGAAGGAGUUGAGAGAGUAGUACGAGGAUUUUACUACGAGGAAACAAGUGGAUGAUCUAAUAAGCUAAGACAAACAAGGGGAGAAAUAUAAAUCUCCAAAGGAAGAGGAACAAUCACCAGGUGCCAGUAGCUAUGAUAAUAGGAUGAUGUUAGGGUCCUUGGCCCUAAGCAGUGGCGAGUCAAGAAACGAGGUGGUACCACGAGAAGUCCCUCAGCUAGUUUAGUGUUCAACGCUAUUGCAACACAGUGACAAGGAGCAGUGGAAAGCUUAGACUUCAAGAGAAGCUAGGGUAGUAUAAAUGAAGCAAAGAAGGUAUUUAGUAAGUUACAGGGAGUAUGAUAGGACGUCAAGAAGUACCAAUGUGCUAAUGAACAAAGUCGGGCUAGAAAGAGGAUGGAUUGGGAUAUGAGAGACCCUACAAACUACCCAGAUCACAAAAGGUUAGGAGGUCGUUGAGACCAUUGAAAGGGGAAUGCAAGAGUUCACGAUGAUCUGUUAUGGGAUUGUCCUAUCCUAAAUGAAGGGAGAACCUAGCCUCCUAGGGUACAUGAGGGGUGGCAGAAGGAGGAACCUCUCUACUAAGUUGGAACUAGAGGGCUAAGAGCUGAGCUCUCGGAACUAGCUAUAGAGUAAGUCAUUAAACCAACCGAGUAUAGACAAGUAACUGGAACGUUCAAUAAAUGUUCUAGUGAAUGGCAGAGAAUUCGAGGAAGCACAUGGAAAUUUCGAUGAAGUAGUGCGAAUAUGAGUAGGUGACUCGAGUUCAAGAAGCGGCAUAAAGAGGUACGAUGAGGAAAAGCAUUACCGAGAAGGAGGAAAUCAUUAAGUUACCUAUCCAAGGUGCCCCACUCUGAGUGGGAGCGGCAUAGUAGGAUUUCACUCAGAGGAGGCGACUAGUUAAGGAUAAAUCAGACACAUUUACUUAAGCUACUAAGAACCCCAACUGGGAGAUUAAGUCAAUGUACAGACAUUGCUCAAAACAAAAGCGUGAAUCUUUGACCCAAAACAACAAUGCAAAGAUACUAAAUGGAGUUUGGUGACCGAAUAUUGUAGAAAGCAACAACAGAAGAGUAGUAAAAGUAAAGAAGCAAGGAGAACCCAUAGGAUGAUACAUAAAGAAAAUGGUGGUCGUCGACCGAACGAUGUAUGCGUCAAGGAAAAUAGCUAGGACGGGCCAAAGUAGGAGUACAGCAGACAACAAGAAAGCAUUAGGUUUAUUACCAGUAGAGAACAGUUGAUCCAUAGGAAGUCCAUCGAGAAAUUUCGGCCAAUUGUAAGGUGGAAUCGUGGUCGUCAAAUAUAGUCGAAGGGAGAACCUUAACGGUCAAGGUACAUGAGUGAGAAGUGAAAAUAGGAACCUACGGGACUACAUCGAGAAUAAGGGAUAACUAGAUCUGGCAAGGAACCUCAAGAAGAAGGGUCGCGCAUAAAGAAGUAGUAGGGAUAUGAGUUAAGGGAACCUGCUGGAAUACCCCAAAGUGAAACCAAGGUCGCCUAUCCUGGUGAAAGGUGGAAAUCUCUUGGGAGAAAAUCUCUUUGUCGGGGAAACCACGAGGAAUUUCACCUAGGGUCAAAGAGUAGCAGAAUAGAUAGUACGAGAACUGCAAAUUCAAGCGACAAUAAGUGAGUAUUUAGUUAGGCGGCCAGUGGUGAACAAGCAAGCCAAGGAGGAUGUCAUGAUUCUUGAAAGAAGCAUUAAUUUGAAUGCAAGUUAGGGGUGCGAUGCAAUGGAUGCCUCUGAUGCAUACAGAAUCUAAAAGCAGUAGUACGCGGUUUCGGCGUUAAGAAAGACGUAACGAGGAGAUGACCUUUCAGGUUAUAAUCAAAUGAUAAGAUGAUGUAUCAAGGAAUAAAGUAAGAGAUAUAAGUUAGGAGAUACAAGGACCUAGGUGACCGAUGUGGUCAACCACAGACGGGUUUACGUUAAAAGAGUUUUGCGAUCGAACAAAAGGAGAUCACGCUGCCAUAAGUAAUCUUGGGGUUCAAUGUGGUAUUAACUUCUGAUGUACCAAAUGAUGGAGAUAGCGGAUGCCCUAAACACGUUCGAAGUAAAUGACCAAUGUGAAGGGGGUAAGAGGCAUUAGACAACAGGGCGUUACCGAGCAAGUCGAACACUCACCAUGAACGUUUACGUCAUGGAUUUGAAAGGUGUGCAUCAACAAUCGUGAAAAGGAGAACAUUAUAGGUCAAGAUACUGGUGAAUUAUUAGACGAUGUUGCUUAAGAAAUUGUAAGGGGGGGUCUUGAGAAACCGCGAUAAUCACAAGAUGUUUUGAGUAAAGCACCACAACAUCGAAGCCGUAUAUAGGUGGAGAAUCUCAUAGUUGUAUCGAGCUAAUAGCUAGCUAGGCAAGUUGUCUACGAGAAAUGGUUGAACUACCAGUCUUCUAAAAUCACAUCCUAUCGAAGGGAAGGAUGUAUAGCUCAGUGUCGCACAAGUUAAGGAGGUACAAUUCAUUGUAAAUAGAUUAUCACAAGUGAGACUUGAGGUCAUCACAACGAACAAAUUUCGAGGUCGAAAUUUUUCUUAAGGAAGGGGGAAAUGUGAUACCUCGAUCUGGACCUAUAUACUACAACCAACUACUUAAUGAGUUGGGUCACAAACCAGAUUGAACCAGAAUUUUGUUUCAUUAAGCAACUGAGCCUGAUCGCGGGAGUUAAAAGGCCAAUGAGUCACUUAAAGCUAUACGGUGCUACAAAGCUAUGUGAGGAUAUCUUUUAUGGUCCAGAGAAGUUAGAGGAUUAAAUGUGUAAUUUUUCCAAAGAGGUCGUGGUCAACUGUGUUGACUCGAAAAUUACAGUUUUGGUACCUAGUACUUUUAAACUGACAGAAUGUUUAUUUUGGUCAUAACUCAAUCAAUUGACGUCCGAUCGAGGAAUCGUCAGCGCCUAUGGAAUCGUGAUAAUGAGGAGAAUUUAAUUACAGCAAGAAUGGAAAUUUUAGAGCAGUUUCAGAGUUGGUUUCGAAGGAUAUAAGGUGAGUGUAAAGGGGGUAAAUUCUACGUCUUAUGUGUCCUUUCAAGUAUUACGAGCUUUAUGUAUUUUGAUGAAGUGAUUGUCAUUGUUUGAUUGUGCUUAUGGGUGAUGAUAUGUGAUUUUGUUUGAGCUAUGUUGAAGUGAAUGUGCAUGAGUUAUUAUUUACUUAAAGCUUUACGUUUAUAAGUUAUAGUUAAAGUUUUAGAAACAAUUUUUUUUAAGAAGUAACUCAUCUUCAAGAAGGUUAAGUCGUUUUAAGUGUUUUAGUCACUAGCGCCAGUCCGUUGCCUUUUUAGACAUUUUGAGGUAGAGCAGUAGUUAUGCUCUUGAGAAUUAUGGUGAAGAGCCACCACGAUAAGUUUAAGAUGUUAGGGGGAUGAAUCGUUACGACUUCCCUAACUAAGUUUAAGUUUAAGGAAAGCCUGGAUGGCUUCUCAUACGUAUGAGUUGGCAACCGGACUAGCUAUUGAGGAAUCCCCAUGUCAGUCAAGUAUUUAAGUCAAGAUUUGAGCUUUAAGAGAGGAGAGUAACUUCAACUCCCUCAAAGUUUAAGAGUUAAGAUUUUAAGUUUGGAAGUACAAACAACUUCCACUAGUCAAAGUUAAGUGUUUAAGUAAAGUACUUAAGUAUUAGAAGUUUUAAAACGUAAGGGCGUAGACUGGCCUCAUCUCACUCACCAGUUUGAGGAGCUAGAGGAGCAGUUAGUGAACAGCGAGUUCGAGGGCAGCCAGCUAGAGGAGAGCAGUAUAAGCGUCACGGAGGAUUCUUGGUCAAGGUUUUCAGUGGCAACAACUUCAGAGAUUAUUAGUUAUUUACAUUUAUGAUUAUGAGUACAGACUGGAGAUUAUUUUGAGAUCAGUUUGAGAUUUUUAAAGUUUGAGCUUAAUUUGCCCACAUGUUAGGGGCUUUGCUUUGAACUAAAAGUGUGUGUUUUCAGUAUUUUACUUAUGAAAAUUUUUCCUACUGCAAUUUAAUAUUUGAGUAUUUUAUUUAUCAAGGGCAUUUUAGUAAAAGUAGUACCCGGCCGGGUUAGGGUGUUUCAUAUGUUUUCCUGUUUCCCCAUAAUAUACUAGACGACUCCGGCCCCCCGAUCGUCAAAUCCUAGUUCCGCCCCUGGAUGUGGUCAUACAUACCCCGACACAGCUCUGGUCUUGUCAUAUCUCAUGUGAAAUCUUCAGUCAGCACCACAUGAGAGCUGUGACUAUCAUACAUGUUUGGUAUCCUUAUACAUGAUUCAUAUCCAUCUUGCGUAAUCAUGAUUCGUUACUUGCACAUGUUCUUGACUUUGCCACAAUUGGCUCAACAUAGGUAAACUAGGAGUCGUAUAAUUGCAUUUCCUCGGGAUGAACCCUCGUGCAAGUCAUCCUCCUUAAACAUCAUGAUAUUGCCCUGGGAUGUUUAUCCUCCCACUUGUGAAUCCAAAUACAACAAUCAUGAAAAAUCAUCCCCAUUCACCUUCUCGAACCAUCAUAAGAAAUAUCAACAGUCAAGCCCACAAAUUGCAACAUAUAGGCAAUCAUCAACAUAAACAAGGUCCAUAAGUAUUAGGGCAAGACAAUAAUAUCAUAUAGCACUCAUGAGUUCAUCAUAUAGUAUAGAAGUCCAUACACCCCUAAUCAUGUCAUUCUAGUUCACCUAAGUCAAUUCUAAGCAUCAAUAUAAUUAUCGUGAUACGACAAACCUGGUAUGCCGUGCUAAUCACUCACUAGUUCUGGUCAUUCAAACACCGAAUUUAGCCUCCCGUACUAAAACGUCGAUUUCACAAACGAAACCGGAAUCAAAAUUCAGAACCGUCCUAGUAUCCCGUACAUUGUCCCCGUCAAUGUUAGUUCUAGGCUCCGGGUUAAAUUCUCUAUAAAAACACAUCAAACCCUAGCCGAAGCUAAAUUCAUCGAUUUCGACUCCGAUUAAAUAAUUGUUGAAAUUCAUGGAUUAGAACCAGAGGAUUAAUUACCUCGCUGUACGAAACUUGUAUUUGAAAUUUGGAUUUAAUCCGGCUUCCGGAUCCUCCAAAACCCUAAUUCUUACGAUCGGCAACUUAGAGAAUUGUCAAAGCAAAAUUUUACUACAAGCUCGGAAGUGGAUGCACUAUGUUCUGCUGAAGGAAUACGUACCAACUACGAGAUUUUUCGAUCGCCCAAACACUUGAAUCAACUCUUCUAUUUUCUCCCGAACCUCCCCUGUAUCUGCUAUGUUUCGCUUCUGGUCUUUGGAUGUGGAAAUGGAAACGAGACGGAAUAAAUGGGACGGAAGUGGAUAUGGAAUGGGGUGGAUCAGAUAUGGUCCUCCCAAGUCCCACCUAGUGUUGGGAGGACGUUCUCCCAACGGAGAAUAUGAUAUUUGUGUAAUGAUAAUAUAGUGUACGAUUUACAGGAAUACAUAUUCGUUUAACAAGAAAGAUUUAUUCUUAUAAUAGAUAGUAGUAUGAAAUCAAGCCUUCUAGAAUAUUAUAUUCUCAUAACAUAAAUAUAAUCAAGCUUUUAAGAAUAUCAUAUUCUCAUAACAUAAAUAUCAUAUUUUUGAAAGCUUGAUUUCAUACUACUAUCUAUUAUAAGAAUGCAUUUUUCUUGUUGUACAAAUAUGUAUUCCUAUAGACCUUAUACUAUAUUAUCAUUACACAAAUAUCAUAUUCUCCGCUGUGAUAACGUCCUCCCAACAGUAGGUGUGUGUGGACCUUUUCUUUUUUGGGAAUGGGGGAAGAGCGACAUGUACAUGUAUAGGAAAGUGAUCAUUCCACCUCAUCCUUACCGUCCUUUCUUUUCAUUUGGAAUUUACUUUAGAUUUGGUUCAACAGCACACACGUGUAGUAAUACUAGUAUCAGUAUAUUUAUAUAUAGUAAUUGGUACUUAUCCAAUCGAUCGAUAUUCCAGUUUCAAUAAAAUUCACUGAAAUGGUCGAUUUUAAUCGCAUAAUUUUCUAGCAACUGUAAUACGAGUUUAGACGGAAUGGGAUUUUACAGUUCCUCCACUCCCAAUGCAUGCAAUCAAUUGAUACAAUCAUACCAGAGAAUCAUCCUUGUGAGGCUUUACGAAGUAGGAUUCUUAAAUCAUCAGGAGUUGGUGCACGAAGGUAUGUCGACAAGUAGAUCCCCACAAUGGCUCUGCAAAACUUCCUGAAGACUUCCAAUACAGUGCUCUGACCCAUACGCACGUAGUCAUCAAGUUGAUCAACUAGAGAGCCAUAAGCUAGCAUGCGCAGUGCACUAGUAAGCUUUUGCUCUGGCGAUUUCCCUAAGUGACCAACGACAUCACUCGCUCGUGCAAAAGAAGGAUCAAACCUCACAACGCCACCCAUUAUGAGAUUGAAUAGUCGUGGUUUCAUCGGAAAAUGCCUUCUGGAGGAUAAUCCACCCCAAUUGGCGGUGGUACAACAAGAUGGGCGCCGCAAAGGUGUUGGUACAGCAGUUAGCCCCUGUCAACAUCCCUGACUAGUCCAAGAUUAGCGGCCAAAAGCAGUGGCCCAGGAAAAGCUGCAAGAAGCCCACCAAUGCGUGGAUGGGAUUCGAUGAUGAAGACGACGACGAUAAGGAUGAAGAAUGCGGUGACGACAGUGAGGACAGUGACAAUGGGGAGGAGUACGGUAACGAUAAUAUGGAGCCGUCAAACGAGAUGAUUUCGAAGAGGAUGGAAAUGACCCACAUUUCGUCCUUCUCUGUGUUGGAAGGUGUUGGGAGGGAGCUCAAGGGGAGGGACCUUAGCAAAGUCAGGAACGCCAUUUUGACCAACACAGGGUUUCUUGAAUCCCCUUGAAAUCAAUGAAUCUAAUUAUUCUUU